GGGUCGUCCUUCUUCGGGGAGCUCUUCAACCAGAACCCCGAGGUCUUCUUCCUCUACGAGCCGGUGUGGCACGUCUGGCAGAAGCUGUACCCCGGGGACGCCGUCUCGCUGCAAGGGGCGGCCCGCGACAUGCUGAGCUCCCUGUACCGCUGCGACCUCUCCGUCUUCCAGCUCUACAGCACGGCGGGCGCCGGCAAGAACCUCACCACGCUGGGCAUCUUCGGGGCGGCCACCAACAAGGUCAUCUGCUCCUCGCCUCUCUGCCCGGCCUACCGCAAGGAGGUGGUGGGCAUGGUGGACGACCGGGUGUGCAAGAAGUGCCCCCCUCAGCGCCUCAGCCGCUUCCAGGAGGAGUGCCACAAGUAUCGCACGCUGGUCAUCAAGGGUGUCCGUGUCUUUGACCUGGCUGUCCUCGCCCCGCUCAUGCGGGACCCGACCCUGGACCUCAAAGUCAUCCACCUGGUGCGGGACCCCCGGGCCGUUGCCAGCUCCCGCAUCAAGUCCCGGCACGGUCUCAUCCGGGAGAGCCUGCAGGUGGUGAGGAGCAGGGACCCCCGCAUCCAUCGCAUGCCCUUCCUUGAUGCCGGCCACAAGCUGGGUGGAAAGAAGGAGGGGGGGGGUGGCUCGGACUACCAUGCCCUGGGUGCCAUGGAGGUCAUCUGCAGCAGCAUGGCCAAGACCCUGCAGACUGCCCUGCACCCUCCUGACUGGCUGCAGGGCAACUACAUGGCUGUGCGCUAUGAGGACCUGGUGGUCGAGCCCAUCAAGACCCUGCGGCAGGUGUACGGCUUUGUCAACCUGGCGGUCAGCCCAGAGAUGGAGAAGUUCGCCCUUAACAUGACCAGCGGCCCUGGCUACUCCUCCAAGCCCUUCGUGGUGUCGGCCAGGAACGCCACCCAGGCGCUGAGCGCCUGGAGAACUGCGCUGAGCUACCAGCAGAUCAAGCAGGUCGAGGAGUAUUGCCAACAGCCCAUGGCCCUGCUGGGCUACGAGAGGGUCGGCAGCCCCGAAGAGGUGAAGGACCUCAGCAGAACGUUGCUCAGGAAGCCGCGGCUGUGAUGGGGCAGCGGGCACCUGCUGACUGCCCUCGGGGAUGGCUGAGCCCUGCUGGGGAGAGGAGCCACUCCAGCUGGCUUGAGUGAGGGAGGGAGCCGGGAAAAAGAACCUGGUUUCCAGUUUCCUCCAAAGACUGCUGAAGGGUAACAUACAGUAACGUGAUGAUUUAUUUCUGUUUUCUUUUUUUUUUUUAAAUUCCCUCCCCCCCAGCAUUGAGUUAGAUGCGAUUUAAAAAAAAAAAAAAAAAUAAAGUGGAACUGAAAAUAUGUGUAAAGCCCCUUUGUCCUUCUCUAAAGUGCUGGGAAGUGAUUCUGUACCAAAAUCUUGCUUAGGGAGUUCUUGUGGGUUUGAAGAUGGUAAUAAAAACUCUUGCACAAUUCCUACCACAUCUUUAUCUGUCUUGGUGCGGAGGGGAUGCCCUUGGAAAGCUUAAUGCUGAAAAUCAGACUUUUGUAUGAAAGCAAAUGUUCAGGCAUGAUAGUAAUAAAAAAACCAAUAAAUGAUAUUCAUUUUUAUAAUUACCUCAAUUGUUUGGGAAUUACAGUGUUGCUUAUGUACAGCUGGAGGGGAUCCUUGCUUAAAAUAGCAACGUGGACUUUUUUAAGGUUAUGGGUGGAGGGCUGGAGUGCAACAUUUGAUGUGUUCAAAGGUUAGGAGCUGCUCUCGCAGAAACAAGUACAGAUCUCACAAACGUAGUGCAGGUUUUACGGCUAUGUCAAAGCAGGUUUCUAUUUAACUAUUGUCUUUUUUGUUGUAUUUAAAAAGUCUUUCAAGUGCCACUGUAUUAGUGUCCUAAGAGUUUUAAAAUGUUUGCCAUCACAGCAGUAUUUAUUUUUGUCUUGACAUGUACGUGCAGGACUCACUGUCAAAUAGCAGUGGAUCUACAGUGUGACAAGAAGUGCAGGGUUUAAAAAGACAUUUAUCAUACUGGAAACAUUAGCAUGUGUGAAAACAAAAGUAAAAUUAUAUAUAUUAUAUAUAUUAUAUAGUGCUAACUACAGUAAGCUAUUUAAGAUAUUUCUUGACGUUGAUUGGUAACAGGCAUAGCAGGGAAGCAUAGAAAAAUGCAUAAAAUUAUUUCUUUUUCCCUUUUGUCUAAGUGUCCGAGGGUAUAUUUAUGUACGAGGAGGGAGGAAGCAUACAGCUGUGUGUUCAUAGCUAUAAUGGAGUUUUUACAGAGUCAACCUAGCGUUUGAUUUCAGAGUGCUGGUUAGAUACUAAUUUCUUGUGAAUUGUCAUUGCUCUACGAUGGAGCCAGAUGGUGGUCUGGCUCUUUCUGGGAGCUUUGUCUAGAGACUCUGUCCCAUCGUUAAAACUUGAUUUAAAAAAGAUGAGAUUUUACUACUACUGCUUUUAUAAUUUCCUGAAAAAGUCGCGGUUUAUUAAAGGUUAAGUGGUGUGUUGCGUAUGAGAAGUGCAGACACCUCCAGCAGUUUUUAAUCUUGGCGGUGUUCUCUGAUGCUCUUUGAAGGCUCAUUUUGGAACUUGAGUUUUU
Molecule: messenger RNA, 2551 nt
Organism: Egretta garzetta (little egret)
Lineage: Eukaryota; Metazoa; Chordata; Aves; Pelecaniformes; Ardeidae
Gene: CHST2
Product: carbohydrate sulfotransferase 2
Exons: 1
Biological process (GO): N-acetylglucosamine metabolic process; carbohydrate metabolic process; sulfur compound metabolic process
Cellular component (GO): Golgi membrane
Molecular function (GO): N-acetylglucosamine 6-O-sulfotransferase activity
Source: RefSeq, a predicted model, not a curated record